Messenger RNA from Silurus meridionalis, 5758 nucleotides. It is a transcript of the gene zc3h13, whose product is annotated as zinc finger CCCH-type containing 13. The transcript has 22 exons. Gene Ontology annotation, molecular function: metal ion binding. Lineage: Eukaryota; Metazoa; Chordata; Actinopteri; Siluriformes; Siluridae. The coding region runs from base 158 to 5395 and encodes 1745 amino acids. The record is from RefSeq and is a predicted model, not a curated record. Gene Ontology annotation, cellular component: RNA N6-methyladenosine methyltransferase complex.
AGAGAUUUCGGACUCUCGCUACCUAGCAUCAUGAAGGCGGCUUGGGGAGCGCCGUAUAACGACCUGCGCUAUUUUUACCGCGUGUAAAAGGUGUACACGUUUCACAACAGUUUAUGAAACUGGACGCGGUGCUUUACUGAACAUUUCGCCCUGCAGAAUGUCCAAGAUCAGGCGGAAGGUGACAGUGGAAAACUCGAAGACCAUAUCAGAGAGCAGCAGCAGUACGACCACUCCAUCCCGCAGGCCCAGUGUCUUCGAGAGACUCGGACCCAGCACGGGCAGUAAUGCCACAGAGACCCAGUGUAGAAAUUGGUUGAAGACAGGAAAUUGCAGUUACGGCAACACUUGUCGCUACACGCAUGGAACUCCGGCAAGAGGCAAGAAUUUUUCUGGAGCAUUCAGCAGGUCAUCUGAGAGGCCCACUGGUGAUCUCCGGGAGAGGAUGAAAAAUAAGAGACAGGAUGUAGAUACAGACACACAGAAGAGAGACCAAGACGAACCUACUUCACCAACAACUAGACAGAGAGAUUCAUCCAGAAGCAGACACAGAGAGAAGGAAGAUAUAAAGAUCACUAAAGAACGAACGCCAGCCAGCGAAGAGGAAGCUGCAGAGUGGGAAGCCAGUCGUGAAGACUCUGAUAACGGUGACUACGAUUACGAGUUAUCCCUGGAAAUGAAGAGGCAGAAGAUACAGAACGAGCUGAUGAAGCUUGAGCAGGAGAACAUGGACAAACGAGAAGAGCUCCUCAUUAAGAAGGAGGAAUCAGUGACCAAGACCAGGACCAGCAGCACUUCCAAAGAUAAGGGGUCUCCCGAUCGCUCCAGCUCUAAGAAUUCCCCGCUGUCCCGCAAAUCUAGCGGCUCCCCAAAAAGAAAACCCAGUGGUUCUCCUAAACGCAAGUCCAUUGGGAAAGGCGGCGGCUCCAGCAAGAAGGAGAAGAAAUCGUCCUCUUCAUCAGUUAUCUCCUCCCCGGUGGGGGAGCAGAACAGAACAGAGGAGGCUGAAAGCAGAUCAUCCAAGAGUGGACACAGCAAGAAGAAAGGGCCACGUACACCCAGCCCUCCUCCCCCUGUGCCCUUAGACCUGCCUGUAGGAGGCAAAAAGCACAAGGGCAAACACAAGAACAAGGAGAAGAGUGAAGACAAGCAGAAAGAACCCAAGGAGCGGGGCAGAGACAUGGAUAAGCACAAGGAGAAGAAAGAAAAGCGCAGGGACCGCUCCGACAGUUCCCAUAAGGCUAAACGAUCUGUGACGUCAGAGGAACGAUCUGGAAGUGUAUCUUCUCCUGGAAGAGAGGUGUCGCCCCAGACCAGAAGGAAGUCCUCAUCUCCUAAACCUGCCACCCAAAAACAAAGCUCACCACAGAGGUCUCGUACCCCACCACGUCACCACCGGAGCCCCUCUCCUACGUCCCGUCCUCACCACUCCCCCUCCUCUCAUUCUGGGUCUUCCCACCAACGUCACUCUCCAUCUCCUCGCCGGCGCCGUGGCUCCGCCUCCCCGUCCUAUCAGCGGGACCUCCUUCCCCCCUUGUCGUCCUCACCCACGGCUGCUCAGGCAUCACGCCGCUCACGGUCCCAUUCACCCCCCACGCCGCAGAGAUCAAGCCCCGCCUCCCGACACCACUCGCAGGGCCGGGAGCGGGAAAAGGAGAGAGGGCGGGGAGAAAGAGAGAGAAGCCCUGCACAUGACCGACGUCACGAACGCCGAGAUGAGAGCCGCGGGAAGCGCGAGAAAGACAGCGGGCGGGACGAUCGCAGCUUUGAGGAUCAGAGCUCCUCGCGGGACGAACGAGAGAGCCGCGACCGAGAUCGGCGCUUCGACCGAGACCGCCGAGACACACGUGAGGAACGACAACACCGCAGCGGCGAUGCCAAAGACGUUCGGGACACCAGAGACCGCUCCGGACGGGAGUCAAUGGAACAGAGAGAGAGAGACCGGGACAGGGAGCGGGACCGCGAGAGAGACCGGGACAGAGAAAGGGAAAGGAGCGAAGCUCAUAGGAAAGAUGAUGCUUCAGUGCAAGAAGAGAGAGGUUAUGGAAGAGGACACGGCAGAGAAGAGGGCCGGAGCGAGAGCAGGGCAGAGAGCAGGAAUGAAUCACGUGCAGAAAGGAUGGGAAGAGGACGGGGACGUGCAUCGGACAACUCUGAAAAAGGAUCAGCCCGUGGGUCUCGUACAUCCCAGGCAGACGGUGGCAGCCAUGAUGGCUGGGAGUCUCGUAGCGGUGGCCUGAGAGAGAGGAGCCCUGAGAGAAACGCAGAGAGAGGAACAGAACGUGAUCGCUACGUGGAGCGUGGAGAGCAGGCCCGGGAUUCCUCUUACGAUCGGCGCGGAAGUCAGGCAGACAGAGACCGUCGUGACCACAGGGAUAGAGAUCAGAGAGCCCCCUCACCAGGUCGCCACCAAGGCCGCAGUGAGGACGCGGAGCGUGACGACAGGAGAGACGAUCGGAGGGGCGACCGAGGCGAAGACAGGCGGGAGGACAGGGGCCGCGAGCGAGAGGGCCGAGAGAGAGACCGAGAGAGGGACAGGGAGAGAGAGAGGGAGCGAGAAAGAGAGAAAGAAAGGGAAAGAGAGACUGAGAGGAACGGAGAACGGGAGCGGGAAAGGGAGAGGGAGGAGCGUGAAAGAGAGCGGGAACGAGAGGAGCGAGAGAGGGAGAAAGAGAGAGAGAAAGAGAGGGAGCGUGAGCGGGAAGAGCGCGAACGAGAGAGGGAACGGGAGAGGAAGGAGAGAGAACGUGAGAGGGAGCUUCGAGAGAGGGAGAGGCAGAGAGAGUGGGAGGAGAGGGAUAAGGGCAGGGAAGAGAGGCGGGACAGGAGAGAGGAGCCACGAGAUGAACGCACGACCAGAGAUACUCAUGAAGAGAGAAAGAACAGUGGACGCAAAAGACACCGUUUGGAGAACACUCCCAGCCCCCGGCCUUCUCCAAAAAAAUUACGUGAAGGCAGUCCUGCAGACAGCGAUGGCUACAACAGUACAGAGGAAAAAGGUGAUAAACACAGACUCCUCAGUCAGGUUGUCCGUCCUCAAGAACCAAGCCGCUCCCCUCCCCGGGUAUCCACCGAUGACAAGCCCACACGCUGGAGGGACAACGAACGUCGCGGUGACAAGAAGGAAGGGCGUGGUCGCCAUGAAGAGACGGACCCUCGUGGUGAGCGCGGGGCGGGUCGAGGGAUGGAGCGCCGUGGAGAUCAUGCUUCUGAGAGUUCCCUGAAUAUGCCAGCAUCCGAGUCUCGAAGGGGUAAAGAGCAGAAAGAUGCCAUCACACCACCUGCUCCUUCCGCCAGUGGCCUCGAGGGACGAGAUGCUCCUCCACCUUCCGGGCAUGGGGAAGGCAAGAAGAAACCAAAGUCUCAAAAAAAGAACCUGAAGAAAAACAGGAAAGAGGAGGAGAGCACUAACCCCGAGCCUCCACCUUCUUCUUCCGUAGCACCUUCUGAAGCGCCACGCCCACUUCUCUCACCACCUAAAAUGGUCAAGAAGAAAUCAUUAGAGCGGAGGCGGAAGCGCUCCCGGGGUGCCGAGUCUGAUCCGUCUGAUGAUGAGCAACCCAUGGGCAAGCGGCGCCGUGGCCCUCAGACCCCACCGCCGAUCAACAAGGAGGACUUACCUUCUCAGCGGGCAUUGAUAUCUGGCCAUGCUUUAGCAGCACCGCUCAAAAUAGACACUAACUUCAGUGACUGGUCUGACGAGGAGGUUCCAGAACGCAGCGAAGCUUCAUCUGAGCGACCUCAAGAGCGGCUGCUGCCUCGCCGAAACCCACCUCUAGCCCCGCUGCUUCCUGACCCACCCAUGAUAAUGCAUGCUCUCCCACUGCAGCCACUGCUGCCGCAGCACAUGUUGCGCAAACCACAGCAGGCCGACCAAAGGCAGCAGCGCAGUAGCAGCAUGGGUAGCAACCCGAGUCGGGCAACCACACGCCGGCUCCGUUCACCUUCUAAUGACUCAGCCCACCGCACAGAUGACAGCCAGCAGGGGUUACGGCCACGCAGGGUACGAGGACAGGGGGCCAAUUCUCGAGACCGGGACAGAGAGAGAGAACGGGAGCGAGAGAGGGAUCGGGCUGUCACCACUGAACCAAGUGGAGCAAGGGAAGAGAGGAAGUCAAGGAUUGACCAGUUGAGGAGAGAAGAACCGAGUCGCAGUACUUCAUCAGACCGCCAGGACUCGCGAAGUCACAGUUCUCGGCGCAGCUCACCAGAGUCCGAGCGACAAGGUCGCUCACGGGCUGGCUCACAUGACAGCCGCGAGCGGGACCGCGAGCGAGACCAGUUUGAUCGUGACAGGAAGGAGUACCGGCAACCACAGAACCAGCCACUUUCACAGCCACGUGAUUGGGAACCAGAACCCCGUGAGUGGGGUGUUCGAGGUCGUGAGCCCCUCCUUCUCCGGCCUAACCGGGAGCCAAUCAGAGAGCGUGACUUGCGUGAGAUGCGUGAGCGGGAGAGACUGCAGCCUGAGGGUCUGCUCUCACAUGAGCGCCUCGAUCGUGGCGAACGGGAUAGGGACAGAGAGAGAGAAAGGGGAGAGAGAGAACGCAUGCUGCCCUUUGACCUCCCACUGUUGGUGGACCCCAAGAGCCGAGCGGAAAUGCGAAUCGAACGAGGAGACUACGAGCCCCUGCUGCCUCGAGAAGCCCUCGUGGACAUGGACAAGCCCAUUGCUACAAAUGAGCCACAUGUCGAGAUAGAACCCUGUGAAACUGAGAAGAUAGACAGCCUCGAUGAGGAUGAAGGGAAGGGCGAUGACGCACAGUCAGCGGUGUCGGGCGGGGAGGAAUACGAGCCAAUCAGUGAUGACGAGCUGGAUGAGAUCUUGGCUGACAGCCAGAAAAGAGACGAUCAGCAGGAUGAAGAGAAAACUCCAGGACCCCUGGAUGUGAUCGAUGUCGACUGGUCCAGCCUGAUGCCCAAGCAGAAACAGGAAACUCGGGCACCAGGAGCUGCACUGCUAAGAUUCACACCAGGAGCCAUGCUGCUGCGGGUGGGCGUCUCUCGUCGCCUGGCUGGUCCUCAGCUCCUCGGACGUGUUAAAGAGGUCUGCGUUAAAGAAUUGGAAGACGCUAAAGAUGCAGAUAAGCUGUUUGAACACGACCUUGGUGCCCUGAACAUGGCUGCCCUUAACAGGAAGACAGAGAGAGCAAACUUGCUGAGAAACCUCGGGCCGUGCGGCAAGGCUCUCUGUGCACGUCGAGACAUCGCCAUCCGGAGACAGCUCCUCAAAAACGACAAGGGGACGACAAAGCAGAUCUACACCAGCACUCCAGUGGUGGACCAAGAACUGCUGCAGCUCAGCAUACGUCUCUUUAAGAAGAAAAUGGCUGCCGGGCAGGAGAAAGCCGACCCGGCACCUGCGACUAACCCACCAGCUGAGGUGUGUGCAUCUUAAAACACCUCAGUGAGCACAGCGUGUGGAAACUGAUCUCUCGGACUCGACCCGUGUUGUGCUAUGAAACUCUGAAACUGUUCAGGAGUCAGUGCUAAUGGAGAAUCAGCGACGCAGGCUUGAGAGAUCUGUUCCAUAGAGACUGGAAAAAGGCUAGCCUAUGAAGAUACUGUAGAAUUUCCGAAAGCCAAUGAACUUUGUAUCCUAAGUGUGGCAGAGGACUGUCGAUGAGAACCGCCUCUCGUUCCGGUUUAAUAUUUUAGAAAGAUUUUUUUGUAAGAAUGUCAUUUUUACCGGACGUGCUUUUGUGUUAAUUUGAUGUGCUCCGUAUUAGAGUUGUGCAUUAAAAUGUUUUUUUGUGUGUCA